AACGUCAUUCCCAAAGUAAAUCGGGCAGCCGCAUUGUAAAGACCGGUUAUAAAAAUAACAUAAAAGGGAAAAAGUCUUAGUAAAUUUUAUUUAACUUCCUGUAGAAAGAUCAUGGCACCAGACGUAUCAUCCGUGGAGGUAAUAGAACGUGAACCGGAGUUCGAAAAGCUAGUCGCACCACAAGCGGCGCCGAGAAAGUACCAAAUAGUUUACAGGAAUAUAGUAACAUUUGGUUACGCGCAUCUGACGGCCUUGUAUGGUUUAUACUUAGCAUGCACUGAGGCUACAUGGGCUACGAUCAUAUUCAGCUACGUUCUGUUCGCACUAGCAGCAAUAGGAGUGACAGCAGGCGCCCACCGUCUCUGGACGCACAGGGCGUACAAAGCCAAGUUGCCGCUGCAAAUCAUUCUGAUUGUUAUCAAUUCACUGGCCUUUCAGAACACCGCCAUUGACUGGGUGAGGGACCAUAGGUUGCAUCACAGAUACAGCGACACAGAUGCGGACCCUCAUAACGCGACACGAGGCUUUUUCUACUCUCACAUGGGCUGGCUGCUGGUGCGGAAGCACGAGGAAGUCAAGAGACGUGGCAAGUUCAUUGACAUGAGCGACAUUUACGCUAACCCUGUGCUGCAGUUCCAGAGAAAAUACGCAAUCCCCUUCAUUGGAACGAUAUGUUUCGUCCUACCCACAGUCAUUCCGAUGUACUUCUUCGGCGAGAGUUUGAAGACCGCCUGGUGCAUCGCUAUAUUACGCUACGUUCUGAACUUGCACAUCGCCUUCCUCGUCAACAGCGCUGCUCAUUUAUGGGGCAACAAGCCUUACGAUAGAACCAUCAAACCGGUUCAAAGUCUCCCCGUCUCCUUCGUCGCAUUUGGCGAAGGUUUCCAUAACUACCACCACGUCUUCCCCUGGGAUUAUAGGACCGCUGAAUUGGGGAACAACUAUUUGAACCUUACGACCAUUUUUAUCGAUUUCUUCGCUAAGAUCGGCUGGGCUUACGAUAUGAAGUCGGUUACUGAUGAUAUGAUCAAAUCUAGAGCGGAUAGAACUGGAGAUGGUACUAACAUGUGGGGCUUCGGUGAUAAGAAAAAUUGUGAUAAAUUAGAAUAAAUAUGUAUUGAUGUUGCGGUGUUAUUAUUUAA
Papilio polytes (common Mormon) is the source of this 1142-nucleotide messenger RNA. RefSeq names its product acyl-CoA Delta(11) desaturase-like. Gene Ontology annotation, molecular function: stearoyl-CoA 9-desaturase activity; iron ion binding. Gene Ontology annotation, cellular component: endoplasmic reticulum membrane. The record is from RefSeq and is a predicted model, not a curated record. The transcript is spliced from 5 exons. Bases 112 to 1110 code for a protein of 332 amino acids. NCBI's taxonomy places the organism in Eukaryota, Metazoa, Arthropoda, Insecta, Lepidoptera, Papilionidae. Gene Ontology annotation, biological process: unsaturated fatty acid biosynthetic process.